AUGGCCAAUAUCAACGAACGCAAUGUAUACUUCGGCACGGACUCGUUGAAGAAAUACUUCAACCCGGACUCGCAGCCUCCCCUCCCUCUUGUAGAGCUGCCACCGCAUCUGAACCCUUACUAUGAAGAUGGCGUUCGUAUCUAUGCCAAAAUGAUGACCAUGCACCCGGCCAACAACGUCAAGGCAAUGCCAGCACUAAACAUGCUCGAGUCCAGCGUGGUGCCGGGCGAAACCAAUCGCAUCAUCGAGUAUAGUUCCGGCUCUACGGUGAUCUCCAUGUCGAUGGUAGCCCGAGUAAUGCACGGAGUCAACGACACCCGGGCCUUCCUCAGCAAUAAGACCAGCGAUGCCAAAUUGAAACUCAUGCAGUUCUUCGGGCUCGACAUAACCCUCUUCGGAGGACCCUCCCAACCUGAGCCCCUCGACGAACGAGGCGGAAUCCAAAAUGCCCGUCGCAAGGCCCUGGAAUCCGACCAGGUCGUCAACCCAAACCAAUACGAAAACAACAACAACUGGCAAUCCCACAUCCGCUGGACAGGUCCCCAAAUCUUCAAGCAACUCCCCGAGAUCAACGUCCUCUGCGCCGGCAUGGGAACCUCCGGCACCAUGACCGGACUAGGCACAUAUUUCAAGGGUGUGAAGCCCUCCGUCCAUAGACUGGGCGUAUGUACAGCCCCUGGGGACCGGGUUCCUGGCCCGCGGUCCUAUGCCCUCAUGCGUCCGGUCGAAUUCCCCUGGAAGGACGCAGUAGACACGAUUGAAGAAGUCGGUUCCGCAGAAUCCUACACCCUUUCUUUGAACCUUUGUCGCGAGGGCCUGGUAUGCGGACCAUCUUCCGGGUUCAAUCUCCAAGGGCUAUUCCAGAUGCUGGCGACACGCAAGGCUGCAGGAACCAUGUCCGAGCUCGCUGGCCCUGACGGGCUCAUCCACAGCGUCUUCCUCUGCUGCGAUCUGCCAUACCAGUACAUCGACGAGUACUUUGCCAAGCUUGGCGAGGGCCAAUUCCACCCCAUUCGCAACGAAGUCGAUCUCCACCGAUACGACGAAAGCUGGGAGCGCAACGCCCUAGACGUCCUGCCGGAAUUCUACGGCUCCCCCUCUGGCCGCUGGGCCCUGGACGAGAUCAUUCUCAAACCCCAGUCGCAGGUCGUGGACCUCCGACAGCCUGAGGACUUCCAGGCCUGGCAUUUGCCAGGCUCUACAAACCGGCCCCUGGCCAGCCUGGGACCACAUACACCAUCCCCGUUCUCUGAUCCGGGGGUGCUGGAGGCGCAGUGGGUGGAGCUGGAGGGGAUGGUCUAUGACGUUGGACACGUUCUGGUGGUGUGUUACGAUGGAGACUCGGCACGCGUGGCGACCAGUGUGUUGCGGGCGAGAGGCCUGGAAGCGGACAGUGUGCGUGGCGGGUCCCGGGCGCUGAAGAUGUAUGGGGAACAGGCGGCUGUUAAGGCGAUGGGGGCGACUGUUUCCGUUGCGGCCGUGCCCCUGUAG
This is a messenger RNA of Penicillium olsonii, 1491 nucleotides long. NCBI's taxonomy places the organism in Eukaryota, Fungi, Ascomycota, Eurotiomycetes, Eurotiales, Aspergillaceae. The record is from the annotation of a GenBank genome assembly.